Molecule: messenger RNA, 507 nt
Organism: Prunus armeniaca (apricot)
Lineage: Eukaryota; Viridiplantae; Streptophyta; Magnoliopsida; Rosales; Rosaceae
Source: the annotation of a GenBank genome assembly
AUGGAUUUACAGGAUGUGGCCCAGCGUGUUGGCAAAUACGAGUUGUUGAUUAGGGAAGAAAUCCAAAGGAAGAACAAUUCCAAACCUGCAUACUACAAGAAUCCAAUUCAUCAAGUAGAAGUAAUGAGCACAUUGGAAGGAGAAGUCGAAGAAGAGACCAGCCCCGAAGUAGCAUUAGCUGAGAUCGUCCAGAUGAAAAAUCAUAUCACCUGCAAAGCGGUAGUACGGCCAGGGAAGGAGCAGCGAAAUAUCCUUGCCCCGACUGGGGGAUUCAUUCCAUACAAGCAGAAGCACAAAUUGUACUCUUUCGAUUUGUCAAAAGCCGAGAAUAUCUUCGACGAAUUGCUACGGGGAAAAGCAAUCAAGCUUGACGAUAAGCACAUAUUCCCUAAGCCAGAAGAGCUGAAAAACAAAAUGUUCUGUAAGUGGCAUAAUUCCUUUUCACAUGCUAUUAACAACUGUGUUCAGUUCAAGGAUGUCAUCCAAGACCUCAUCGUUGAAGGCUAG